Coffea arabica (coffee) is the source of this 1550-nucleotide messenger RNA. RefSeq lists its product as uncharacterized. The record is from RefSeq and is a predicted model, not a curated record. NCBI's taxonomy places the organism in Eukaryota, Viridiplantae, Streptophyta, Magnoliopsida, Gentianales, Rubiaceae.
UAUAGAAUUGCUUUGUGUCCACGCCUCUUUCAGAAAAGUACACCUUUUCUCUACCUUCCAUCAUUUCACCAACAAAUAGACCGAAAGCUGAAAAAAUAUCAAACACCGCCCAUCUCCGCCACCUCUCACCUCCUCCUCCGCCUUUCUCCAGCAACAAUCCGACCUUGGUUGGUCUUAUAUCAUUCUUUUGUUUUUUUCUUUCUUUCUUUCUUAAAUUUCCUCAAUUAGCGAUCGAUAUCAUCGAUCUUUGCCCUUUUUUUAUUUUUGGGGUAAAAUUUAGUAAAGAAGAACCCUAAUAUCUUUUGAGGCCCAAAAAAAAAAAAGGAACAUCAUUUCCAAUCGGUAGUUAUGGCCUUUCUCAACAAUGAUGAUUUCUCUGAAAAUCCUAAAGCUACUUCCAGAUUCAACCGAUCCUUAACGCUGCACAACCCAAACCCAGCGUACGAAUUUACCAAAACCCCCCUCCUUCCUCUCGAACGCACCGGCUCCGUCAAGAAGUUGUAUGGUUCCCCUUUUGGCUCAAUGGCUUCGGCGGGAAACUCGUUGAGGGGUAAGGUUCAGAAGCUUCGUUCCCUCUUCGAGAAACCCCCGCCGCAAUCUUCCCCUAGUUUAUCACCCCAGCCAUCAUCCUUAUCCUCAUCAUCAUUGUCCUCCUCUUCCAGACCCGCGAAAAGCUUAAGUUUGGAUCCCCCCCAUUUCCGCCUGCCUGGUACCGAGGACAGAGUUGUCAUUUACUUCACCAGCCUCCGGGGAAUCCGCAGAACCUACGCCGAUUGCUGCGCUGUUCGGAUGAUCUUCAAGGGCUUUCGCAUAAAUUUAGACGAGAGGGAUAUUUCCAUGGACAGCGCGUACAGGAAGGAAUUACAGAGCGUUUUGGGGGAGAAAACCGUGAGUUUACCUCAGGUGUUUGUCAAGGGGAAGUAUAUUGGUGGAGCUGAUGUUGUGAGGCAGCUGAAUGAGGCGGGCGAGCUCGCCAAAAUGCUCAAAGGAUUGCCUAUUCGAGCAGUAAAGCCUGGGUUAGGGUACAUUUGCGAAGGCUGUGGGGAUGCCAGGUUCGUCCCCUGCUCAAAUUGCAGUGGAAGUCGUAAAAUAUUUGACGAGGAUGAUGAGCAACUUAAGCGGUGCCCGGAGUGCAAUGAGAACGGCUUGAUUCGUUGCCCUGAGUGCUGCUAUUGAAUUAUCUGAAAAAGAAAAUGAAUAAUAAAAAAAAAAGAGAAGAAUUUCAUGCUGGUUUAGUUCAGACUUCAGAUAGUGAUAACCUGUUUGUGUUUGGUUUUUUGUUCCUUGAAUUGGGGUUAUACCAAAUUUCCAGUUUGUUGUACAUAAGAGUGUGAAAGAUGGUGCAUUCUCAAGGCGAAGUAUGGCCUUCGCCUGGGUCGUAUUGUACUGUAAAAAUUGUGGUUGCUUCCCUUGUGUAUGUAUAAGGGGGGUCUUUAAUGUAAGGAUUGGUAGCUGAUAUUGUGCUGCGUAUUUCAUGCAGCUUAUGGUAAACAUUAAUGGAAAUUGCCAUUAUUGUUAGUAAUGGGGAUCAUCAUUCAACUUUUUUUGCA